GCUGACUAUCAAGAAAUGAAGGUUAGGAUGUCAUGUGCUGGACUGCGAAAUCUUCUCCAAGGCUGAGCUACAAUGUCAAAUACUACUCUAAGCAUAGCUGUCUUCAAAGAGUAUGUAUUUGUAGUAAAAUAAAACCAAAAAAAUGCCAUAUCCUGGCCUGUUCAGGAAGUACGUGCACAUACAGGACUCUGCCACCUGGAAGCAUCCUGCCGUGGAGAUGCUUUUCCUGCAAGGAAGGAACAAAAACCCCUUCCAAAAGGAAACAAAAUGCAUCCAUAACAUCAGACCUUUUGUACAAGAAUCUUCUGAAAUCGGAGCAGGAAAACUGGAAUGACAUUUCAACGAGAUACAAAGCUAUGACAAAGAGAAUCAAGGAAAAAUUAGAAGAGUUGCACGAUAAGUAUACACUCAAUUUGGGAAGCCCGAGGAUCAGGUUUGGAGAGAAUGUGUACUUUGAAGAGAAUGGCUGCAUAUUUCUUUCAAAAGCAGAUGAUGAUGAAGAAAAUGGUGACAUUUUAUUCAGUACUGAAGAUCUUGGUUUUUCUGAUGCCUUUAUUCAACGUAUUAGAAUUUCACCAGAUCAGAGAUACAUGGCCAUCAGCUUAAAAAGUGAAAAUUCUGAAGAGGCAACCUGUGUUAUUAUGAAACUUGGUCAUUUUCCUGUUGUGGAAAAAAUCAUUCCAAGCGUAUUUAGUUUUGAAUGGGCUGCGAAUGAUGUUCUGUAUUACACAAGUCAGAAGAACCUUAAAUGCCAGAAUGUGUUUAUGACCAUUUUCACUAAUCAGAAACAUACUAAGUUAGUUUAUACAGAACAAGAUGCAAGAUUUUUUGUGGACAUAUAUUGCACCAAAGAUAGGCGUUUUCUCACUAUCAACAGCAACAGCAAGACCACCUCGGAAGUUUGGCUGAUUGACUGUAGACAUCCUUUUAAGUCACCUGCUCUUGUACAAGCACGAACAAAAGGGGUCAUUUACCACAUUGAGCACAGAAAUGACGAGUUAUAUAUUCUUACUACAUAUGGAGAACCUGCAGAAUAUAAGCUGAUGAAAGCACCGGUAGCUUCCAGUGGGAUGGAGAAUUGGCAGUUAGUUUAUGCACUGGAAAAGAAAACCAAGCUGGUAGAUUUGGAGAUGUUCAGUGAUCACUGUGUUAUGUUCCUGAAGAAUGCUGGUCAUCUUUACUUAAAUGUGAUUUCUUUUGUUUCACAUUCAGUUCAGUCAAUAAAGCUACCUACGUGGGCCUGUGAAUUUGAAUUGGAAUCUCAUCCUGAACAUACCACCAGCACUUGCUAUUUCCAGCUCACCUCCCCGGUACACCCCCCUAAGCAUUUUGCAUAUUCAUUUAAAGAAAAUAAUCUCAUUGAACAAGCUGUGCAAGAGGUACCAAUUAUUACGAAUUGUCACACUACACGUUUACUAGCUAAAAGCAAGGAUGAAACUUCGGUGCCAAUUACAGUUUUUCAUAAUAUGAAUUCUAAAGAGCUACACAGGAAACCACUUCUAGUUCAUGUAUAUGGAGCUUAUGGCAUAGAUUUGAACAUGAGCUUUAAAGAAGACAAGCUGAUGUUAAUUGAAGAGGGCUGGAUAUUAGCAUAUUGCCAUGUUAGGGGUGGAGGAGAGCUAGGCCUUAGCUGGCACGAAGAUGGAUGUCGGCAUAAUAAACUCAAAGGGCUCGAUGACCUUAAGGCUUGCAUCAUGCUGCUGCAUGAACUAGGAUUUUCUCAGCCAAAAUACACAGCACUAGCAGCUGCCAGUGCUGGAGGAGUUCUUGCAGGAGCCCUGUGCAACACUGCUCCAGAACUUAUCAGAGCCAUGGUUUUACAGGCUCCUUUUGUAGAUGUUCUAAAUACAAUGAUGAAAACUCAUCUCCCUCUGACAAUUGAAGAACAGGAGGAAUGGGGAAAUCCAUUAGCAGAUGAAAAAUGUAUGAAGUAUAUCAAAAGCUACUGUCCAUACCAGAAUAUUAAGCCACAG
This is a messenger RNA of Nestor notabilis (Kea), 1973 nucleotides long. It is a transcript of the gene PREPL, whose product is annotated as prolyl endopeptidase-like. NCBI's taxonomy places the organism in Eukaryota, Metazoa, Chordata, Aves, Psittaciformes, Psittacidae. Gene Ontology annotation, molecular function: serine-type endopeptidase activity. The record is from RefSeq and is a predicted model, not a curated record. Gene Ontology annotation, cellular component: Golgi apparatus; cytoskeleton. Gene Ontology annotation, biological process: proteolysis.